Molecule: messenger RNA, 307 nt
Organism: Neurospora tetrasperma FGSC 2508
Lineage: Eukaryota; Fungi; Ascomycota; Sordariomycetes; Sordariales; Sordariaceae
Exons: 2
Coding region: 1-204 (67 amino acids)
Source: RefSeq, a predicted model, not a curated record
AUGGCAGACAGGACCAGGCAAUGUGGGCUUGAAGUGGAGAUUUGGCCAAAGUUCGUGUCUCAAGAUUUCCGGGUCGGCGGCUUGGCAGUGACAGCUUGUCUGGCUGAAGACUUGCUCGAGUGGACGUUCAAGUCGAUCGAGAUAUUGCGGCAGCCGGGCGACGGGGUCAAGCACAUUUCCUGGUUUCCAGACAGAUCAAGCUAGGUAGGUCUGCACGUCGGAGAGGUGUCUUAACCGCCAAGGUGAGGUGAGGAGGGACGCCGCUCUCAUUGGGACAAGCAAAGGGGCAAAGAGAAGGACGUGAGAG